CCUUGCAACAGGGGACUCAUACCGCACCAUUUCCUUCAGCUACCGUGUUGGGCACAGCACUGUAGCUGGUAUUGUUGUCGAUGUGGCAAAGGCCAUUUGGGAUUCCCUGGUGGAGGACUAUAUGCCUGUUCCCACCACAGAAGACUGGCGGGACAUUGCUUCAGACUUCCACCAUCGCUGGAAUUUCCCAAACUGUCUUGGGUCUAUUGAUGGGAAGCAUGUAGUGAUCCAGGCUCCCAACAACUCUGGAUCACUAUUCUACAACUACAAGGGGACAUUCUCUAUUGUCCUCUUAGCAGUUGUAGAUGCCAAAUGCUGCUUCCGCAUUAUAGAUGUUGCCAGUUAUGGGAAAACAAGUGAUGGUGGGACUCUGGCUAAUAGUCCGUUUGGGAAUGGUCUUGGCAAUGGAACUCUCGGCCUACCGGAGGACACACUGCUGCCAGGAGCGGAGCACCUGGGGCCCCAGCCUCACAUCUUUGUUGCAGAUGAAGCCUUCCCUCUCCGCAGAGACCUGAUGAGCCCCUUCCCAGGUACCAACCUUCCUAGUAGACACAGGGUGUUCAACUACAGGCUUUCACGAGCAAGGCUGACAGUUGAGAAUGCGUUUGGUAUGCUCGCAGCACAGUGGCGAAUAUAUCGGCGUGUAAUUGGCGUCAGCCCUUCCAAUGCAGAAGCCUGUGUGAAGGCCACCUGUGUGCUACACAACUUCUUGCGGAGGACAACAGGGACUGUGCGGUACCCACUAACCCCGGCUGCUGAUGGAGAAGCCUCUGCACUGCAGAACGUCAGCAGAGUAGGGAGCAACAAUGCAGGACGGGAAGCAAUGCGUGUGAGGGAAACCCUUGCUGAUUACUUCUGCGCUGAGGGUGCAGUUCGCUGGCAGCCACAGGUGUGACAAGCAUGAAAGGUUCUUCUUAGAACCAAACCAAAGGCUCUUUUAAGAGCCACCCACAUUAUAAUAAAAGAGCAAUGUUUCCAUCAUUUCUUGAAAAAAUUAUAUCCUGGCUAUGCUAUUAGAUAUACCUCACCUUCCCCAAAUAUAUACAUAAUAGAAGGCUUUUGCAACAUUUUAUGUUACUGUUCAAAAGUUUGAUGUCAGUAAGAUUUUUAAAAAAGGAUGCAAAGAUGCAUUAAAUUGACAGGAAAGACAUAUUUUUAAUGUUUCAAAAGCUUUCUGUUUCAGAUAAUUGUUGUUCUUUUGAACGUUGGAUUCAUGAAAGAAUCCUAAAAAUGGUAUACAACUGUUUUCAACAUUGCUAAUAAUCAUAAAUGUUUCUUGAGCAGCAAAUUAGCACAUUAGAAUGAUUUCUGAAGGAUCAUGUGACACUAAAGACCCCUUAACUCUAAUCUCAAAAAGAAACAUUGAAAAGGCUGAAACUAAUUUAUUUUAAAAAAUGCCUUAAAGUUAACAUGUUAAUUUAUAUAUCAUUUUUUUUCAGAACGGCAUGAGGCUGUAUGAGGGUAAACAGUAAUAGUAAAU
Onychostoma macrolepis is the source of this 1480-nucleotide messenger RNA. RefSeq lists its product as uncharacterized. Bases 122 to 895 code for a protein of 257 amino acids. Lineage: Eukaryota; Metazoa; Chordata; Actinopteri; Cypriniformes; Cyprinidae. The record is from RefSeq and is a predicted model, not a curated record. The transcript has a single exon.